Messenger RNA from Leucoraja erinaceus (little skate), 1944 nucleotides. It is a transcript of the gene sae1, whose product is annotated as SUMO1 activating enzyme subunit 1. The record is from RefSeq and is a predicted model, not a curated record. The coding region runs from base 72 to 1103 and encodes 343 amino acids. The transcript has 9 exons. Gene Ontology annotation, biological process: protein sumoylation. Lineage: Eukaryota; Metazoa; Chordata; Chondrichthyes; Rajiformes; Rajidae. Gene Ontology annotation, molecular function: SUMO activating enzyme activity. Gene Ontology annotation, cellular component: SUMO activating enzyme complex; cytoplasm.
GACGUCAGCGCGUCGGGCGAGAGGGCGGUGAGCGUGCGGACGGACGGGCGGGCAGACGGACAGGCGGCGCCAUGGUGGAGAACGAAGAAGCGGUGAUCAGCGAGGAGGAGGCGGCUCAGUACGACCGGCAGAUCCGCCUGUGGGGGCUGGAGGCGCAGAAACGGCUCCGUGGCUCGCGUGUGCUGUUGGUGGGGAUGAAGGGUCUUGGAGCUGAAGUGGCCAAAAACCUCAUUCUGGCCGGCGUCAAAGCACUGACCCUACUCGAUCAUCAACAGACUACCCCAGACGAUGCAAGAUCUCAGUUCCUCAUCCCUACUGGUUCUUCGGGAAAAAAUCGGGCGGAAGCGUCGCUGGAACGUGCCCAGAACCUGAACCCGAUGGUGGAGGUGAAAGUCGACACGGAGAACAUCAAAGACAAGCCCCAGGAGUUCCUCACCCAGUACGAUGCUGUGUGUCUGACGUGUUGCCCACGUGACGUGAUGGUCCGAACUGAUCACUUCUGCAGAACGCACAAUAUCAAAUUCUUUGCUGGAGAUAUCUUUGGUUACCACGGUUACAUGUUUGCUGAUUUGGGAGAACACGAAUUUGUGGAAGAGAAGCAAAAGGUGGUCAAAGUUGGAACAGGUGAUGAAGAUGGACCUAAAACUAAAAAAGUCAAGAUUGAUCCAAAUGAAACCACAAUGAUCAAAAAGACGGUGAACUUUUGCCACCUCAAAGAAGCUCUGGAAGUGGACUGGAGCAACGAGAAAGACUCCUCCUUGAAACGAACCCCCAGCGAUUAUUUCCUCCUUCAAGUUCUGUUGAAGUUCCGGACUGUGAAGGCCCGCGAUCCGUCUCCUGACAGCUACGCGGAUGAUUCUGAACUGUUGCUCCAAAUGCGGAACGAUGUGCUGGAUUCCUUGGGAGUGAAGAGUGACCUGCUGACGGAUGAGUUUACCAGCACCUGUUUCUCGGAGUUGGCUCCGGUCUGUGCUGUUGUGGGAGGAGUACUCAGCCAGGAGAUUGUGAAGGCCCUGUCCCAGCGAGACCCUCCACACAACAACUUCUUCUUCUUCGACGGACUGAAGAGCAUUGGGAUCGUGGACUGCAUCACGUCUAAAUGAGGGAAGCCAGAGGAAGAUCAGGUGUGGAACGUGAUCCCAGGACAGGCGACCUUCACUGCCUCUAACAGGACCGCCAGCAAACAGUAACACUUAACAUGCCCAAAGCAGCAUUACCGUUUAAAAGAAAGUGAAAUUAUUUGGGCAUAAUGGGCUUGAUGACUCCGUUGCUCAGCUGUGGUGAAGUAAUCUCCAAUGUGCAAAUAAUGCGAUUACCACUUGUCAUGAAACUGUGGACUAAAUGUGUUACUCUUUGGUCACCUUGCCAGUUAUUAAAUACAGGCUUUACAUUCUAGCCCAUUGCAUCUGUCCACUGCGCAGAACCAUUAGAGGGGAAUAGUAUGUAACAUUGCCGUUCUUAAGGGGCUGUCCCACUUGCGUGAUUUUUUUCGGCAACUUGCCGGCACUCGACAUUGUCGCAGCAGGUGGCCGAAGAUUUUCAACGAGUUGAAAAACUAACGCCGACCAGAAAAAAGUUCGACUCUUUGGUCGACUUCUCCCGACCAUACAGGCGCCACGUGCCAUGGUGACGCCUGUAUGGUCGUGAGUAGUCGCCCAAAGAGUUGUAUCUUUUUUUGGUCACCGCUGGGUUUUCAACACGUUGAAAAUGUUCGGCCACCUGCUGCGACUAUGACAGUCGCCGAAAAAAUCGCAAGAAGUUUUUCCCCCAAAAUGAAUCUCAACUCUUCCACCUUCUCCCCAUACAACAAAUUGUUCCUUCGGCAGUUUUGAGUUCAGGGAUAAUUUUGUCAGUCUCCCAAGGUUUUGCUUGGUUGUUUUUUAAGUUUUGUAAUUCUGCAGGGCAGUCUUUGCUCUGUAAAUAAAAGUUUAAUUUAAAACUCCA